Messenger RNA from Scutellospora calospora, 906 nucleotides. NCBI's taxonomy places the organism in Eukaryota, Fungi, Glomeromycota, Glomeromycetes, Diversisporales, Gigasporaceae. The record is from the annotation of a GenBank genome assembly.
AUGGAUAUUAUGGACCUCCAACAAGCGAUACUACGGAAUAAUCAACAAGUAUUAUAUCGAAAGAAAAGUGGACGUCCAAAAGCUGCGGCAUGGGUGUAUUUUACGAAGGGCUCAGCUGCUGAUAAAUAUGGACAUUAUAGUACAACUUGCGUAUAUUGUGGACAGAGUUGGUUAAGAGGCAAACCAAAAGUAAUGGAAAGCCAUCUUGCAUUUACGUUUAAUGCGACAUACUCUCAUGUGUAUCAAUUGGCCAUUGAAAUAAAAAAGGAAAUAGAAAUUGCCAAACUUGGAUCAAAUGUUGAAAUUUUUCAAAUUCCAAAAAUCUUUCAGGAGCAAGUCCCAGACCAAGUGUACGCAUACAAAAUGCCAGAUAUUCCAUUUAUUGAUACCAAAAAAUUAGCAGAAGUUGAUGGAAUUCUUUUUGGGAUCUCUACAAUAUCUGGGCAAUUUCCGACCCAAUUUAAAGCUUUUCUUGAUUCAUCGAGCCAGCAUUUGGAAAAAGGUUUAUUAAAUAAUAAAUUUGGUGGAAUUUUUUUUUCAACAGAUACACAAAUCGAUAGUCAAGAAACGGUAGCCUUUACAGCAAUUAGCUGGUUAUCGCAUCAAGGUAUAAACUUUGUGCCACUUGGUAAUGGAUCACCAUAUUUUGGUGAAAAUGAAGAAAUGAUUGGAGGACCUUGGGGAGUAAAUACUAUUACUGGUAAUGAUGUAAUUUCCGAGAAGGAAAAGGAGAUAGCACAAUUUCAAGGAAAGAAAUUUGCUGAAAUUGUUACAGCCUAUGUUAAAGGAAGACAAGAAAUGGCCGUGACAACAAGAACCGUUACAGAGAAUCCAACUAAAACUAUAAAUGAGAAAAUAGGAAAGCCAUUUAGAAAAUUUUUAGUCGGUCGCAAAGUGCAAGAUUAA